GCCCACAAGCCCAAAAAAGGGCCCACCAUCUCUACACCUCUCAUCAUGGCCAUCCAAUCACAUAUCCCUCUCAUCUUCCUACUAGGACUCUCUCUCUUCUUCACCCUCACCCAUGCAGCCACCUUCGAGAUCCGAAACCAAUGUCCAUACACGGUCUGGGCCGCUGCAGUCCCCGGCGGGGGCCGCCGUCUAGACCAAGGCCAGUCAUGGACCAUCAGUGCAAACCCAGGCACGACCCAGGCUCGUAUCUGGGCCCGAACAGGCUGCAACUUCGAUGGCAAUGGCCAAGGCAGCUGCCAGACUGGCGACUGUGGCGGCCGCCUCGAGUGCCAGGGCUAUGGCCAGCCACCCAACACACUCGCCGAGUACGCUCUGAAACAAUUCAACGACCUGGAUUUCUUCGACAUCUCACUCAUUGACGGUUUCAACGUCCCGAUGGACUUCAGCCCAGUGUCCGGCGGUUGUAGAGGGAUCAGAUGCACUGCUGAUAUCAACGGUCAGUGUCCAAAUGAGCUGAGGGCCCCUGGUGGAUGUAACAACCCAUGCACUGUCUUUAAGACUGAUGAGUACUGUUGCAAUUCUGGCAAUUGUGGGCCCACCCCAUUGUCUAGGUUCUUUAAGGAGCGUUGCCCAGAUGCCUACAGCUAUCCUAAGGAUGAUCCGACCAGUACAUUUACGUGCCCCAACGGUGCAAACUAUAGGGUUGUGUUUUCAGCUACCUUCGAGAUCCGAAACCAAUGUCCAUACACCGUCUGGGCUGCCGCGGUCCCCGGUGGGGGCCGCCGCCUUGACCAAGGCCAGUCAUGGACCAUCAGUGCAAACCCAGGCACGACCCAGGCUCGUAUCUGGGCCCGAACCAACUGCAAUUUCGAUGGCAAUGGCCAAGGCAGCUGCCAGACUGGCGACUGUGGUGGCCGCCUCGAGUGCCAGGGCUACGGCCAGCCACCCAACACACUCGCCGAGUACGCGCUGAAACAAUUCAACGACUUGGAUUUCUUCGAUAUCUCGCUCGUCGACGGUUUCAACGUCCCGAUGGACUUCAGCCCAGUGUCCGGCGGUUGUAGAGGGAUCAGAUGCACUGCUGAUAUCAACGGUCAGUGUCCAAAUGAACUGAGGGCCCCUGGUGGAUGCAACAACCCAUGCACUGUCUUUAAGACUGAUGAGUACUGUUGCAAUUCUGGUAAUUGUGGGCCCACCCCAUUGUCUAGGUUCUUUAAGGAGCGUUGCCCAGAUGCCUACAGCUAUCCUAAGGAUGAUCCGACCAGUACAUUUACGUGCCCCAACGGUGCAAACUAUAGGGUUGUGUUUUGCCCAUGAAAACCUUCUAUGUUAUGAGAUUGGACAACCAUAUUAUAUAUGUGUUAAGGUUCAAAAAUAAGAAAUUUCGAAAUCCUGGUUUGGGUUUUGGAAGAGUAUGAAAUAAAAGUCGUGCAGACGUCUGCAUGAGAUGGUUUUGUUA
Magnolia sinica is the source of this 1459-nucleotide messenger RNA. RefSeq names its product thaumatin-like protein. The record is from RefSeq and is a predicted model, not a curated record. Lineage: Eukaryota; Viridiplantae; Streptophyta; Magnoliopsida; Magnoliales; Magnoliaceae. Gene Ontology annotation, biological process: defense response. The coding region runs from base 46 to 1317 and encodes 423 amino acids. The transcript has 2 exons. Gene Ontology annotation, cellular component: extracellular region.